UGGGAUGUAGCAGUGUAUUGCUAAUUUAUGUCAGAAAUAUGUAACAGAACUUCCAUAGUGUACUUAUAUACUGCCUUUAAUAUUCUCUAGCUAGGACACAUUACUGGUAGAGUUGUAGUACAUGCUUGUAUAAUUUGAUCAGCAAAUUGUUGUUUCAGUUGAUCAGUAAACAAUUAGCUGUCAUAUUUACGGAAACCGAGAAACGUUGGCGUGCACACGUGUUGGACUGGUAAUGUGCUAGUGAUGUCAGCCGUUGAAUGAGUCUCUAUAUAUGAGCUAGUAUACGCUCCUUGGACGCGAAGUAAAGGAUAAGCAAGGAAGCACGAUGCAGUAAUAGCAAGUAUAUAGUCCUACAGCUGCUUGAUUGGAAGUCCACAAAGAAGCUCAGAUGAAUUGACUUCCCCAUGUCGUGGAUUAUUGACAACCCAUAAACACAACACAACACAACACAACACAACACAACUACAUAUAAGUGUCUUUUGCUUAUUUGUCAGCUCCUCAAACAUGAAACAUGCCAAAGUAUUCUAUAAUAAGUAGAGAGGAUGUCCUCAUAUUAUGGACGGCAGGUGCGUCUCCUACAUCAUGCCUUAUGUAUUACUUUCUUUUAAUAUAUUAAAAUUCAUGUUCUAAUUUUAUAUUUACGAUGAGAACUGAUUGAGCUGAGAACCUUCAAACUAAAUCAUUUGUGAGAGCUAGUGGCAUGGCAUGGCAUGGAUCAGGCGUUACCUUAUUUCUGGCCAAACACACACAUUUAAUAAUUUACCCAACAAAGAAUGAGGUUGAUGACAGGUAGGAGAGUCAGGCAUGAGGUAUGAAACGUGUGCCAAUCAUAUUAAAUAAUAUCCAUUCAUCCACAUAGAUGAUAGAUAAUUAGAUAUAGGCCAAUUUUAUUCUAUUUGGAAUCUUUCUUCAAAAGGAUCUUCUGUGAAUGUUAUAAUUAUGUAUUACUACGUACGUAGGAAUUCGAAUAUGUGAAAAUUGGUAGGAGAAAGUUUUUGGAGUAAAUUAUGUGACCAAGUCUGGAUGCCUUUUCAAUCUGGUUGCAAAUAUAUGGACAUGAACUUGACCUUUCAAAAGUAUAUCUGACCUUAAUCCAGAGGACUAUGUGAUUUUCUCUAUUAUUCCGUAUAUAUGAUUAUAUGAAUGCAAAUUAUAAUUUUGUGGGGUUUUCACAUCUCGCGUAUCUGAUAAAAUUGUAAUAUGCAGAUUCAAAAGAAUUUAUUUCUUUGUGAUUAAAAUUCUUCCUCUUCUAGACCUUAAUUCACCUAAAAAUUUACGUAUUAUAAUCCUAGUUAAACACGGAGCUGUGCUUGGAAUGAUUCGGUUGAGUUUGUCAGUCAGACAGUCACAAGAACAUUGCAGUUGUUUGACACUUUGACUAUAGUCGGUUGUUAAUCAGAGCCUAGCCUCUCUAAUGAUGUGAAGCAGUAUUAUCUAGCUAAAGCUAAAAGAUGGUCACAGACUCACAGGCAAGUUAUUUUGGUAGGACAGGAACUAGGAUGCAUGAUUUUAAUUCAGUAAGUCGUCUGUUGUAGAAAAGUUCAGUCUGAUUAUCAGACAUUUCUAUGAAUCACACACCGUGACCCCUUAUCAUUGAAUUUGAGGCCAUAUUGAAUUGAAUUGAAUUGAAUUGAAUUCUUCUAGCUAAGGUAUAGAACCUCUAUAGAAAUUAAGAAUUAGCAAACUAGUAUAUAAUGAGUCAAAUAAAGAUCACUUAAAAUAUUUGGUCAAUAUAAUUAGUAUACUGUUUAUUUUCCUUGCUGAACAAGUUGAGAAUUAUGUUCGAGUAUUCUGUCUCCACAGCUUUGACAUUUGUGGUUUUCCAUGACUGACGUGCUGAAAAUCUUUGCUCUGUCAUCCUAGAAUGCUAUAAUAUAUAUGGCUCUUGUACAAGGUUGGUCAAAAUGGGAUAUUUGAAUUUUCUUACAAGUUGAUAAGCAUAUUACAAAACUAAAGUUGAACUCUUCUGUUAAAGAUUUGGAGGAUCUACAAAAAUAUUAAUCUAAAAAAGUUAAUCAAGAUUCAUGGCCACCAAUAUACCAAAAGAUUAAAAAAAUAAUACAAUGUACAUAUUAUUUAUGCUUAUCAUGACACUUUUCGUGUUUUCGGACAUAGCUUACAGUUCAACUACCUAUUCAAUAUAAUCUUUUGUUUAUUAGCAUCUCCUGAAGUUAUCCUCUUUAAAUUCCAGGGUCAAACUUGUUUUCUGUUGGGUGACAGCAACUUUAAUCAUUUUUCAUUGCCUAAUUUAAUUGGUGUAUAACUUUCCUGUUGCUGUAAAUGUGCAAAGAGGGCAACUGGAAUAACCUCAAAGUCUUAGUAAAAUUAGGAAGAAGAAAUCCAAGGAUCGGACUUUCUAGGAUUUACAUGCUAACAUUCUUAGUAGAACCAACUGCUUUACUUAAGAUGAUAAUCACAAGUUUGUACUCGUGUAUUCCUAUUCCUAUACGGCUAUACAUUUUUUCUUAUAUUUGAGCUAGAUAAGACACACAGUGGUUUCACUAGAUUUUUUCAGAUAUAUAGUUGAUGGUGUGGUCAUAAUAUCAGCAUUCAACUUUAAAUUUUUCGAGGAUUUUCUCUGACAUAAUGUGAAUAAUACCUAUAUAUGUUUCAUGAUAUAUCAUAUUAGUACAUUUUAAUCAAAUGUUUCAAUGUGCUAAUCCAUGUUAUCUUGUAGAAUAUGCUUCCCACGUGAGAUAUUGACUUGGUGAUUGGGUGGAUGUCAUGAUAUUUUACUUAGUCCAUGCCUUAUUUUUGUUUUAGUGGAAGGCAAGCUCUAAAUGUGAAAGGUGCAAAAUUUAAAUUCAAAUUCAAAUUCAGAAAAUACUUGUAUAAAAGAGUUGCUCCCCUUUGCAGUCUUGUCAAACUUGAAAAACAUUCAUUCUAAGCACCUGUUCUCUGCUUUGGCGUUUUAUCCAACCUUUCAAAACCUUCUAACUUCCUGUUUUCUGUACUUGGUGAUUUAAUGGAUGAUUCAAUGAGUUCCACAAACCACAACAAGAACAAAGCUCAUUUUUCUGGUGAUGCUUCUGAAGAUAGUGGGUGGUCUUCAUAUUUCGACAACUCUGUAGCUAGCAGUAAUGUGGAAGAUGCAGCUACCUGUUCUGGCUCUGAAAGCUCCUCUAUAUUUUCUUAUGCAGCUGCUUCUGUUGGAAAGAUGCACCCGAAUGAUGAUUGUGUUGUGUCAGCUAGGUCUGUUGCUAAAAGGAGAAAAACGCGUGCCACUUUUAUUGAUCAUGACCUUGAGGACACUGCAACCUCUCCUGUUUGUAAUUUUGAGGCUCAAGACUUGGAACAAUUGCAACUGAAUUUGCAAGAGACAGGUUGUAGUUUGAACUUUUCGCCACCAAUGCAACAAGGAAAGCACGAUUAUUUGAGCUUUUUUCAGGACAAACAAAAUACCUCUAAUCAGACUGGAGAAGCAACACAGUCAGAUUAUGUUGGGAAAGAUAUAAACUAUGCUGGACUAAAGGAAAAGGGGCUGUGUUUGGUUCCAGUAUCUUUGCUAUUCAAGGUUUGGUAAUAAACAGAGACUUGACUAUUCUGGUAUGGAAGAGUGAAGAAUUGGCUUCCUGAUAACUCAUCAGCAUAUAGGCAAAAGACGCUGAUCUGGUGACAUUGAUAUCAGUGAUCUGGUGACAUUGAUAUCAGUAAUCAGUAAUCAGUAAUCAGUAAUCAGUAAUCAGUAAUCAGUAAUCAGUAAUCAGUAAUCAGUAAUCAGUAAUCAGUAAUCAGUAAUCAGUAAUCACUAAUCAGGCCACGCGCACUAUACAAGAAACAAUGGGCUUAAUUUGCUUAUUUGUGGUGAUGAAUCUCGACUCUCGACUCUCGACUCUCGACUCUCGACUCUCGAGGAUGAAGAUGAGCAUCACUAUUCACUACUACAGGUCCAUCUCAUCUCAAACAGCUUCUCUAAUAGUCUUUGACUAGUUGCGAUAAGGCUACAGCACGGGUCUCCUCUGAUCCUGCCUCAGGGACAUUAUUUAAUAUGGAGUGCUGAUAUUAUUUCUCUUGUAGUUGAGCAUAAUUACAAGAGCUUAAAUGAGUUGUCUUGUGUGAUGAUAAGAUCAUUUAUAAGCUGAUAGGAGCAUCGCUAUGCACAACAGGUCAAUAACAUCAGCACAAAUCCUUCCGCUAGCUGUCAAGGCCAAAGACCAAUCUGUGUCAUUGCUGCUUAAUUCUGCAUCUUUCCUAAUGUAUUAGUUGAAAACAUUAUGGAUAUAUGUGUUACUUAGAUGUGUCCACCUUCCAUGUUGAGGAUUAGAAUAUUCAUAUUCCUUGGUUGUACUGUAUAUUUGAAUAGAUAUGCUGUACUGGUGCCUGCAAGUGCCUAAUGUAUAUAUUAUCCGUACAUUAUAUAUUAGAUAUUAGAUAUUAGAUAUUAGAUAUUAGAUAUUAGAUAUUAGAUAUUAGAUAGAUCACUCAGUUUUGGAAAUGUAUCCAUGUUGUACAAACUAUUGUGAGCAACUUUUUCAUAGUUAAAUGUACUAUUGUGAGCAACUUUUUGUAUGGCUUUAUUAUCGUACU
Molecule: messenger RNA, 4527 nt
Organism: Spinacia oleracea (spinach)
Lineage: Eukaryota; Viridiplantae; Streptophyta; Magnoliopsida; Caryophyllales; Amaranthaceae
Exons: 3
Coding region: 2966-3523 (185 amino acids)
Biological process (GO): xylem development
Source: RefSeq, a predicted model, not a curated record